UCACCACUCAGGCUGUGGCCUCACUCUGCUCUGCUCUGCUCACAACAGUCCUGCUGGGAAAGGUGAUGCUUUAGGGAUAGUCUUGUCCACCUGCCACGUGACUGUGUUGGAUUUGGUCACUGGCUGCCUCACUCAUGGGGCCUGCCCGCACUCAGGCCCCCAUAAAAGGUGCUCUCUGGUUACCUGUAUUCUGGGCAUUCCUGUUCCCCGUCAGCUGCUCCCACACACCCCCAGGAUGGCGCUUUGCUGCUUCUGAAAUUGUGAUCCCGAGGAAGGUGACCCAAAGGACAAAUACAUUUGAGAAACCAGACCAACUCUCCUACAGCAUGCGCUUCCGGGGAAGAAGACAUGUGCUCCACAUGAAGCUCAAGAGGAACUUGGUGCCCAGAAACUUUCCUAUUGUUACUAACGAUGACCAGGGUGCCAUGCAGGAAGACUACCCAUUUGUCCCCCGAGACUGUUACUACUACAGCUACCUGGAAGAGGUUCCUGGGUCCAUGGCCACACUGGACACCUGCCAUGGAGGUCUGCGUGGCAUGCUGCAGGUAGAUGAUGUCACCUAUGAAAUCAAACCGCUGGAAGCUUCUUCAACAUUUGAGCAUGUGGUUUCCAUACUUGUGUCAGAAGAAAGAGAAGAAGAGGAUAAACACUGUAAGAUUAAAUCAGAGGACAUCAGUCAAGCCUUUGAAGAGGAGCUUCCUGCUGGAACUCCUAGAGCAGGUCCUGCUUAUCUGUGGCAGAUACAUUAUAAGCUCAUGAGACUGCACUAUACUAUUUCCAACUCUUUGUGGAUUAAGGAUCGUAAUCAAACUCGAGCAAUAGAGAGUGUUUUCCUUAUAAAUAAUAUUAUACAUUCCAUCUAUAGGCCAACAUCCCUAAAUUGUGCCAUACGUGUUUUAUGCAUUUGGACUGGAGAGGAUCCGGUGAACCUAUAUUCUACCAUAAGUACUACCAUUACCGUACACUCUUUUGGCUUAUGGAAACUGUAUAACAUGUAUGAUGCUAUUCCACAUUCGACUUCAUUACUUUACACAGGACACCGCAUUGCACACCUUUAUUAUUAUGCGAGCCAAGGUGGAAUAUGCAAUCCUAACUGGGGAGCCGGAUACGUGUUUGUAGCACACUACCACAUAUUUGUGGCUGCGACUAUUUCAGCACAUACAUUAGGUCACAGCAUUGGAAUGGAGCAUGAUGGACAGGAGUGCCGCUGUUUCCGAAGAACUAGUUGUGUCAUGUCUCCCAAGCCUGGUCUUCAGGAUACAAUGAGUAACUGCUCCUAUCAGCAUGUAUAUACACGUAUUGUUUUCUGGGAUCCUUGCUUGAGUGAACCAAAUGUCCCAUAUGGUAAUUUUCCAUAUGUAGUUCCUCGUUGUGGAGACAAGAUAAUAAAUGAAGAUGAGGAAUGUGAUUGCGGUUCCUUUAAAGAGUGCACGCCAAAUAUGUGUUGUGAUACUAACUGUUAUUUCACCCUUGGCAGUGAUUGUGACCACACUUCUUGUUGCAAUAAGGACUGCAAACUUUCUUCUCCUGGAGUGCUUUGCAGAGACACCCGUGGUAUUUGUGAUCUGCCAGAAUAUUGUGAUGGGAGAUCAGAAGAAUGUCCACGUGACUUUUACAUCCAGGAUGGAACCCCAUGUUCACCUGUAGCCGUCUGUAUCAGAGGAAACUGCAGUGACCGCAAUAUGCAGUGCCAGGCCCUUUUUGGAUACCAAAUAGGUGAUGCCCCACAAGCAUGCUAUGACAAACUGAAUAUCAUAGGUGACCGAUUUGGAAACUGUGGGGUUAAGUUGCAAAGAGGGGGAACCAAACCUUUUAAAUGUGAAGAAGAUGAUGUUUUAUGUGGAAUGCUGCACUGUGGUGGAGUCAAGCGAAUACCUGGUGGAGGGAAACACACUACUUUUAGACGCUUAUUAGUUCAAGAUGUUAAGCAAGAAGAAUGCUUUGGUUACGAUGCACACCAAGGGGCAGAAUUGCCAGAAAUGGGGCUUGUACUUGAUGGGGCAACAUGUGGUCCUGCUAAAUAUUGUCUAAACCAGAACUGCACUUUUCACGAGGACUUACAUUUUGAUUGUGAUGUGAAGACAUGCAAUUUCAAAGGAGUGUGUAACAGCAACAAAAACUGUCAUUGCAUGCGUGGCUGGAAACCACCAAAAUGUGAUACACUCGGAACAGGUGGUAGUGUAGACAGUGGCCCUAUACCUGACAGAGACCCCGGUAUUCAAUCCAGGAUUCGUGAAACUUACAACAUUGAAUUGAUUCUAACACUUGCUCGUUCAGGCUCAUUUUUGUUCACAGUACUCAUUGGUGCCCUUACAACAGCAAAACGGCACAUAGAGAAAAAAAUAUUGAAAGAUGAAUAUGAAAGUGAUGACUUCUUGUAAAUAUC
Ochotona princeps (American pika) is the source of this 2386-nucleotide messenger RNA. RefSeq names its product disintegrin and metalloproteinase domain-containing protein 20-like. The coding region runs from base 135 to 2381 and encodes 748 amino acids. Gene Ontology annotation, molecular function: metalloendopeptidase activity. Lineage: Eukaryota; Metazoa; Chordata; Mammalia; Lagomorpha; Ochotonidae. The transcript has a single exon. Gene Ontology annotation, biological process: proteolysis; male gonad development. The record is from RefSeq and is a predicted model, not a curated record. Gene Ontology annotation, cellular component: sperm head plasma membrane; plasma membrane; external side of plasma membrane.